Molecule: messenger RNA, 2681 nt
Organism: Syzygium oleosum
Lineage: Eukaryota; Viridiplantae; Streptophyta; Magnoliopsida; Myrtales; Myrtaceae
Product: squamosa promoter-binding-like protein 6
Exons: 3
Coding region: 733-2370 (545 amino acids)
Cellular component (GO): nucleus
Molecular function (GO): DNA binding
Source: RefSeq, a predicted model, not a curated record
AGCUGAUUUGUUUACUCUCUCUCUCUCUCUCUAAAAAUAGCAACCACUAGAGUGAUUUUCCCAUGAAGUUUGGGGACAUGUAAUAUCUUUUCCCUGAUAUGCUCUCCCUCUCAGUCUCUCAACCCUAUUUUCUCUCCCCAUCAUUCUCAGUCCUACUGUUCACUCCUCCACAGUGCUAAAGUUCUCAUCGUUUUCUCUGAUCUCUCUCCCCCUCAUUCCCUUUCUUGCCACUUUUGAUAGCCUUCCUCUCUCUCACCGUCCCCAUAAUUACCUUUCUCGUUCUGCUUUCUUGAACAACAACCAACCCCUUCUUUUAUUUUAUUUUUUUCUGGAUUAAUCUACCGUUCUUGGACUGAGCAGAUACUCUUUCUUGGGUCUGUUUCUUGAUUAGAUACAGCUUCGAGCUUUUGGGGGCUUCUGUGCUCGAUCUUUCUGACAUGGGAUUCUCUUUUUAUUUCAAUUUGAUGCUUAGUCUUUGUCUUUUCGAGUCCAUUUCUGCUUAAGGCUCAAGUAUUCUUGCCGGGAUGAUUAAUUUGUCUGCUUUUGUUAUAGCCACUUUCUGUACACAAGUAGUCACUUGACUGUUUCGUUAUUUGGCAAAAGGAAGUUUUGAAGUUCAGGGGCUGUUAGUGUAUGCCAUAGACAGUCUUUCUUGGUGGAGUCUGAUGUGGGUCAGUAUGCAUUAAUUUCAACUGAUCUCGAGUCUGUUUUCUCUCUCUUUUUGAUUCUCUUAUGGAAUCCUGGAGUUUCAAUUCUGGGGAGAAGGGGGUUCAGUCAGAUGGGACAAUGUCAUCCUCUGAUGCUCUUGCAAGAAGCAAAAAUGCUUUCUUGAGUUGGGAAUUGAGAACUCCAUCUGGUUUUAGUAAUAACGGCAUGCUGGUCUCUGCCCAGCAGGCAAACAAUAGCAUUAGUCCAGGUUUUGGUGAAUUGGGAUUUCAAGACAUGACCAAGCAAGUCCCACGGGAUCCAAUCCGGGAUGUCUGGGGUCACAAAGUUGGAGGAGGAAGAGACAUAAACUCAAUCAUGGCCUCUCCAAUCACUUUUCUGUCCGAUGAAGAGUCCUCGAAAUUCUCAAGCUUUGUGAUGGACUCCAGUAGUAGAGACUCGUCACUCAUCGAUUUGAAACUUGGGAGGUUUUCCGAUAACAGGGAUCCCCCUAAAUCUAGACUCCCGGUUUUCUCGUCGUCCGGGUCGUCCACACCAACGAAGAGACUUAGAGCCGCCGGGGCGAAUUUCCAGAACGCAUAUUGCCAAGUUUAUGGCUGUAACAAGGACCUUAGUUCCUCCAAAGACUACCACAAGAGGCAUAAAGUUUGUGAGGCUCACUCAAAGACUUCAAAAGUGAUAGUGAACGGCAUUGAACAGAGGUUUUGCCAGCAGUGUAGUAGGUUUCAUUUGCUGGCUGAAUUUGAUGAUGGUAAGCGCAGCUGUCGUAAACGUCUUGCAGGCCACAAUGAACGUCGUAGGAAGCCCCAAAUUGGCGUUCACUCUGCAAGGGCUGGAAAACUCUUGCAGCCAUAUGGUGGAAACAGGUUUCAAGGGAAUGUGUUCACGACUACAUCCUUUAUUUGCCAGGACAUACUCCCUAGUGGCAGCCGUCUGCAUCCUGAGAAGUUUAAAGCCAAUGAUUGGGUCAACCGUGUUAAAGCGGAACAUGGAACUGAUUAUGGUACAUUAUCGGUAGGGCAUCCCAGGUUGCCUUUCCCCUCCUACAGUUAUGGAAAGCAACUGUCUCCAUUCCUUGAUAAUAGAGGUAAUUCCGUCUCAGUGGGCAUUUUCGGCGAAGGUAGCCGAUUUCAGCAUGAUGUCGAAGGACCAAAUUCUGGUUCACGUUCCUUGUUUCCAGACCCCUUGGGGAGUGAAGACUAUGGCAUAUUUGACACCGAAUCGACGGUUCAAGGAUUGCCGGGAGUUUCAGAAUCUGGUUGUGCUCUCUCUCUUCUGUCAUCGCACUCUCAGAAUUCUUCUAGCCAAACGUCUGGAAUUCCCAUGGACCAGUCCUUGAUCAUGCACAGUGGCCAGUUGCGGUAUGGUGUGGGCCCGGUGUCUGCAAACCUAAUGGGGGUGAGCUCGCUCACUCUGGAAAAUGGAGUGUUAAGCAAGUUUUCUUCAUCAGGAAUCCAUUCUGCCGAAGCAAAUCAAGGCUCGAUCGUAAUCUGUGACAACGAAAAUUCCAACUACGCGAUCUCAGGUGGGUUUGUCCAUGGAUCAGGUCUUUUAGAUGCAAAAGACCAUCUUCCUUGCGGAGAUGAUGGACAUACAAUCAAUUUGCUUCAACUGUCUUCACAACUUCAGCGCGUGGAGCAUCAAAGACAUUCCCUGCACGUGAAGCAGGAAAACAACGCUUUCUCUUGCCUGCAGACUACUUGAAUCUUCCAAAAUGAAGCUUCACGAAGUGGCAAGGCAGUACUACGACGUCCUGUUUUUUUUUUCUUUUUCCCUCCGUCAGACUCCUCGAAGUCUGUUUAGAACACAAAAAGGAUGAGGCCAAAUGUAGAUACUAUCUCUGUCUAUGCAACUCAAGUUUUUUCAACUGACGGUGCCAAAUAACUGUUCUUUGAGUGCCAUAAUCUGGCGAAUAACUCAACCAGUUUGACUCCGCUUGUAUGAAUUUUCAGAUUCCGAUUUCAGGGUUGAAGAUUUUCAGGUGGAACGUGUUCCACUUCCAUGGAUGCAGACAA